AUGGGAGACAUGGAGUUUGCAAAAGAUCAUAAUUCUGCAAUUUUUCUUCAAGAUCCUCCUGCAGCCCACAGUGACUUGAAAUUCAUUGUGGAUGGUUUGAAGAAAUCAUGCCUGGUUCAUUGCUUAACUACAAAUCCGACUAUCUACCAAAUUUUAAUUAAGGAUUUUUGGAGAAAUGCUGAAGUAAAGAAGAAUGAUCGAGGUGAAAAAUUUCUGGAAACCACAAUCGAAGACAAGAGAAUUCUAGUUAGAGAAAGCAUCAUCAGAGAAUCUCUUCAAAUUGAGGACAGACCUGAGUACCUCAUGGAAAUUGAAGUUCAUCAAAGUGAGAAAGUUUUGGAGCAUAUGGGAUACGAAGGAACUUUUCCUCCUACAAUCAAAAAGCUGUUUCCUCCAUGCUGGAGGGUUUUGGCUCAUGUGUUCGUGAGUUGUGUUUCUAGCCGGAGAUCAGGAGCUAACGAGAUUUCUCUAGCCAAUACUGGUGCCAUUGCUGCAUUGGCAGCAUGUUUUCAGUUUAAUUUCUCAAAAUUUAUAAUGAACGAAAUGAUAUUGAAUAUUGAAGGAAGCAAAAGAGACAAAUUUUGUAUGUAUCCAAGAUUUAUACAAAUCAUCCUUAAGGUAACUCACCCCGAGUUGCAGAGAGGAAAUGAUACUCUGGAUUUCAAAUCCAUUAGUCCAAGUGCCUAUGGAUUAAUGAAGCAAAAGAGAGGCGGAAAAUUUGUAUUUGAAGGAAAAUUUCCUUUAAUAAAAUUUGGAAUUUUUAAAGAGGAUGUCAGAGAAGAAACAGCAGAUCAAUCCAUGCUGAUGGAAAAUGAAGACUCUCAUCACUAUCCCUCUGAGCCUGAAGUGGAGGAGAUUCAUCACUCUCCCACAACUUGUGUUGCUGAUGAGCAUGAUCAUCAGAAAGCAAAUGAUUCAAUAUCUUCUCGAGGGGAUGACGACGAUGAUCUUUAUGAAGAUGUAGAGUUUUUGAAAGAAAUCGACUUUACAGGAAUCAAUGAUGAUAUUCCAAUAAACAUCGAGUUUGAUUUUGGUGAUGAAGAUUUUGAUCAUUUUCUUGAUAUUCCCAGUAGCCAUGCAAAUAAAGUCAAUGAAGUUGCUUCUCUAGCAACCAAGACUAGAGAUGAAGGAAAUUCUCUCAAAAUUACGCUCUCUUCCUCAAAGCCCUUGGAAAUUACAACAAGUCAAGGAGAUGUGACAUCAAAGAUUCCUCCCUCUGUGUCACCUGUCUCAACAUCAACUCCAGUCAUUUCUAUGAUAUCUGAACCUCAGACUUCUCAGAUCUCCAUAAGAACAAGCCAAUCUCUUGAGAGUCUGGAGGUACCCUCUCUGAAAAGUGCUCCUCAAAUUAUCUCAACAAUCACUGCAACCACAACUCACUCUCCUUCAAAACAGACUGAUGAAGGUCCAAGCACCAUAGCAAAAGAUGAAGAAAAGACCAAACAAAUCAAGGAUCUACAAACGAGUCUCGGUUCUGUUCUAGCAAACUAUUUCAGUCUGAAGAAUGUAUUGUACGAUGCCUUUGGUGAGAAAGUCAAAGCCAUUUUCAGACAACCUCACAGAGUAGUUGAUCCUCCUUCUGUUCAAUCACCUCUUGCAACUGAUGAUCUACCUGUUGACCCACCUAUUCCAAGAACAACUACCAUUGUAGACAGAUUUGAAAAAGAACCUAAAGGAAGCAGAGCCAGAAUCACAAUCAAGAAGGGCAAAAGAAUCACAAAACAAAGCGAAGGUCUUUUAUUCAUGAAAAACUCUAAUGAAAAUCGCAAAACAAAAGACCCUGUCUUGACAGUAACAGAUUUAAAGAAAAGAAAGUUUGGUGAUAAGUACGGUGACAGAACUGGAAUCCGAAUCUGGGCCUUUGAUCCAGUGACGAACUUGUCGGUUGUAAAGCGAAAAUCAGGAGCAUCUGAAUGUUACAAAAGCACCCAUGAUUUCAAUUCCUGGACCAAAACUGAUCUAGCUGAAUUAUCCAGGGCCCCAUUCCAUAACCCCUCUGCAGAUCCAAAUGCUUCAAAUUUCAAAAGAUUUCUCGACAGACAGGUUAAAGAGAACUUUCCUUCAAUGAAGACUACCAAAGCCCUAUACAAAAAGCACAAAGAUGUUCUUGAUCCAGAAACAGGCGAACCCAUAAAGAUUAUACUUUGGCCUGCAACUAAGAAACAGAAGGAAAUUCCUAUUCCUCAACACUUUCAUGAGGGAUAUCUAGAUGACAUGGAAUUUUGGGCAUAUGAUGACGAAACAGCUACUGCAGCCAUAAAAUUCAAGAAUCGAGAACAUAUUCUGAGAUUGAUUAGUGCUAAAGAUCUUCUACGCUUCAGAGAAAAGGAUAUACGAACUUUGGCCCGUCAUCAUAUCAUUUGCAGAAAGGAUGUCAUGGAGGCUGCUGCUAAAGAAUACACUGCAAUAGUAGCUACAAUUAUAAAUGGAAGAUUGUGGAUGGCUUCAAUGGGGAGAUCAGAUCUGAGGUUGUUUGAGAAGCCCGCUGAGGUGCCAAAGGAGUGA
Molecule: messenger RNA, 2505 nt
Organism: Lactuca saligna
Lineage: Eukaryota; Viridiplantae; Streptophyta; Magnoliopsida; Asterales; Asteraceae
Source: the annotation of a GenBank genome assembly